Messenger RNA from Owenia fusiformis, 3032 nucleotides. The record is from the annotation of a GenBank genome assembly. Lineage: Eukaryota; Metazoa; Annelida; Polychaeta; Sabellida; Oweniidae.
CUCGGACCUCUGGGUUAUGGGCCCAGCACGCUUCCACUGCGCCACUCUGCUUCACGACCAAUAGUGUAAAAUAUAAAGUAUAUGAACAAAUAAUGAUAAAUAGUACAGUCAACCAUACCGAUUCAACCUAAAUACUUCCCUGAAGGGGAAGUACUUAUUGUCUUGUAAAGAUAUUUUUCAUUAACUUACAUUAUCAUAGAAAUUUCACUCACCUCGAAAACUUCACAUCGGGCGUGUCAUUCAUUUCAUUUCCGGUUGGAAUAUUUCGCCUGCUCGGAAAAUAUCCUGAUCUUUUCAUAAUUACUUACAUUUUACAUUAUAUGGAGAGAUAGAACUAUGCAAAGUGAUUAGAUAUGUUUCAGCCGUAAUGUAAUAUGAUAUUACGAUUUGUUGAUAACCUAAUUGUGACAUAAAAAACGAAAACAAGGUGACACGUAGAUCAAAUUCACAUAUUAUCGCCCAAUAAAUGAAUAUUAUUUUGCAAAUUUAUUGGCUAUGUCGGUUUCGUCUGAGGACAAGAAGUUACGACUUGAUAAAGACGAUUCUACUCCUGGGAAAUACUGGGGCAGAGACGAGAAGAGACUAUGGGGUGCCUCUCUGUUUAUAAGCUGUGCAUCCCUCUACACAACACGUUCUGUUAUGCCUAUGAGCAUUGUAUCAGUAGCUAAAGAUGUCCACUGGGACAAAGUACAAAAGGGCACAGUGCUUUCAGCCUUCUUUUGGGGUUACUGCAUGACCCAGGUUUUGGGGGGCUAUCUGAGCGACCGUAUAGGAGGUGAUAUAGUUCUCAUCGUCUCAGCUACAGGUUGGGCUCUGAUUACAUUCUGGACUCCAUUCAUAAUAAAGCUUUCAUCCGAUCAGCACACUGCAAUGGUUCUAGUUGUGAUAUCUCGAGUCCUUUUAGGUUGUUUUCAAGGUGUACAUUUUCCCAGUGUUACAAGCAUAGUGUGUAGAAAAGUAAAUGACCAGGAGAGGUCUCUAAUAUAUAGCUUCAUUACAUCAGGGUCUCAGUUAGGGAUAUUGAUAUGUGGGAGUGUUGGCUCCAUACUGUUAGAAAGAUUUGGCUGGUCCAGUGUUUUCUAUGUCUCAGGAUGUGCAGGUAUUUGUUGGGUGUUUUUCUUAAAGUAUUAUCUUGUGGCACAACAAAGAAAAAAACAAAUAGUUUUAUCAAUGAAAGACAAUAUCGUAGCAGGUGAAAAAUCUCACACAGAUUCUGGUGCAGUACCUUGGUUAUUGUUCUUCAGAAAACCUCCAUUUUGGGCAAUCAUAGUUGCACAUUUCUGUCAUACCAAUGCUUUCUUCAUCUUAUUCUCAUGGCUCCCAACCUAUUUCCAUGACAACUUCCCUGAUGCUAAGGGUUGGGUAUUUAAUGUGGUCCCAUGGAUUGUGACAAUACCCAGUGCAAUACUUGGUGGUCAUCUUGCCGAUUUGUUAAUAAGAAAAGGAUACAGUGUUACAUUUACCAGAAAGUUCUUAGAGACUCUCUCCCAGGUCCCUUUGGCCAUCUGCCUGCUGCUCAUUGGACAAAAUUUACAUAGUUACACUAACAGUGUCAUACUUAUGACUAUCGCAGUUUCUGCAUCCUCAUUGCACAAGGCUGGGGUCAUGGUGAACUCUACCGAUAUUUCACCCAGACAUCCUGGUUCUGUAAUGGACUAUAAGUUUGGUGGGUGUAUCUGCUUGUCUAGUUGCAUUAGCUGAAGCGAAGAACUAUCAUGUAGCAAUGACUUUAUUGACCAUGGCCACUAGUUUUCAAGGGUUCCAUAACAGUGGCAGUUUCAUGAAUCCACAAGACAUAGCACCUAGGUUUGCAGGAUCUGUCUUUGGUGUUAUGAACAUGGCAGGUGCUAUUCCAGGCUUUAUUGGAGUAUACAUCGCAGGAUAUAUCCUGGAAACGACAAAAAGUUGGGCAGCUGUAUUUAAUCAAACUGCUGUAGUGACAACAAUAGGCUGGUUGACAUUCAUGAUAUUUGGAUCAGGAAAGAAGAUAGUUUGAUGAGCUCCAGUAAAAACAGAAUUCACCAAAUUUUUACUACCAUUGAUGAGUCUACCACUAUGACUCUCUCAAGAAUGAUAGAAUUAUCAUCUCAUAGCAGACAUGAAUAUUAGCGACAAACAAUCCUUUAACAAGUGGGUAUUGUAUCAACUGUGCACCCACUUGAUAAUGUGACAAAAUCAACAAAAAUUUCCAUAUUUUGACUUAUUUUGGCUGAAUUGCGAAAAUAAGAAUUACUUCCUUGAAGGUAAUGUGCUGAGGUGAACACUACAUGUAGGCUACAUGUAUUCAUACCUGGAUUAUCGAAUUUAUUUCUUAUUCACUCAUGGCAAUAUGUCUUGCCAACCAAAACAUUCCACCGUUGUAACAAUACAGGAAAGAAGACUCAACAAUAAUUACCUCACUGCCACACUGAACAAGUUGAAAAAGAAUUUCAUGAAUGUUUAGCACAUUAGGGACCCAAAAGCAAAUAAAUUGAGAUUUUAUAAUUUGGUUAUGAUUUAUGGUGAAAAAGAGACUGUUAUGUUGAGUAAAACUUGUCUAAUAGUUUCUAGGAUUUUUUAAAGUAGUUUGUAAGUCAUUGGUUUUGGUAAGAAAUCUUUUCCAUUACAUUACAACAAUUUGUUUGGCAUUCGGUAGUUCUGGUACAUUGAAAUAUUACAUACUUUUGGAAUACAACUUUUUUAAAUUACACGGGAGAUUUAUAUUUAUUACAAUGAUAUGAUUUCCAUAUAUAUUAUAGGAUUUCAGUCUGUUAAUUUUUUCAUUGUAUUUUCUGUGAUAUUGAUUUAUCCUUGAUUAACCUAGGAUAUGUCACACACUGUAGGCUAAAGUACUAUACUAUUGAUGCACUUGAUUUUAUAUGUACCAUUCCAAGAUAUAAUAUUAUUACCGGAUUUUAUAUAGCCACAGUUAAGUGUCCCUAAUUCUUGGUAUACCAAGAACACACCCUUGGUAUGUUUGCCUUUUUAAUAAAGCUCAUGAGCAUUACUUUGAAAGUAUUUCCAGUAAUUAUAUUGAUACCCUAUUUGAAGUC